AUGGCUGAUCAUCUAUAUAAUCUACGAAAUGGAUUGAUUGCUGGGUGCAACAAGGCACUUAUAAAGGGUCUCCUGGAUGACUUACUUGAAGAAAAGGUACUAAACGAUGGAGAGGUGGAAUAUAUCGAUGAACGAAACGUUCUUCCUAGUGACAAAAUGCGUGCCCUAAUUGAUAUAGUGAGAAAAAAAGGAAACAAAUCUAGCAACAUCAUGAUCCAGAAAGUGUCAAAAAGAGACUUGAUGCUUAGUGAAAAACUGGGGAUAACAGCACCUACAGAAUACCCGUUGCCCCAGCAAGAAACAAAGAUUGAGUCACCCAGCCAAAAGACACCUUCAGAAUUCCCAUUGCCCUCACAGGAACAGAAGGUUAAGCCACCCAGCCAGACAGAUAGUAAUGGCAUCACGCUGUGUUUACAGGAGGAAUAUGAGAGGAUUUGCUCAACAGAAAGGGAUAACAAGUACCCUAUCCUGCCUCAGAAGGAACGUACACGCCGUGCUCUGAUCAUUUGCAAUGACAAGUUUGAUAAUUGUUAUCUUAAAGAACGCCAUGGAGCAGAGCAUGAUGUGAAAGGGAUGGAGCAACUGUUAGAAGGGCUCGGAUACAAAGUUCUUAAAAGAACCAACCUGACAGUGCGGGAGAUGCGGGACACAAUGAGAAUGUUUGCUGCUGAGCAGGAACACAUCACCUCAGAUAGCACCUUCAUAGUAUUUAUGUCUCAUGGUCAGAGAGAUGUCAUAUGUGGAACUGACUCUGAGGAGGAGACAAACAAUAUGCUACAUGUUGAUGAGAUCUUCACUACCUUCAACAAUGUGAACUGCCGCGUCCUGCGAGAUAAACCAAAAGUUAUAAUUAUUCAAGCCUGUCGUGGGGGGGAUAAAGGUCAAGUGUUGGUAGCGGACAGUGCUUGUGCCCUUCCUAGUGCGGUCCAGGAAAGCUUGGAAAGCGAUGCAAUGCGAAUGCUUCAGAAGGAACGUGACUUCAUUUGCUUUUGUUCUACUACCCCAGACACUCUUUCCUGGAGAGAUACCCAAAAAGGCUCCUUGUUCAUUCUACGUCUGAUUGAGCACAUGAAAGUUCAGUUUUCCUUCAAGGACAAGGUACAGAUGCCUACACAGGAGAGGAAAACACUCAUGAAGAAAUUCUACCUUUUCCCUGGACAUUAGGAAUUUAGAUU
Nanorana parkeri is the source of this 1175-nucleotide messenger RNA. RefSeq names its product caspase-1-A-like. Gene Ontology annotation, biological process: regulation of apoptotic process; proteolysis. The coding region runs from base 1 to 1164 and encodes 387 amino acids. The transcript is spliced from 10 exons. Gene Ontology annotation, molecular function: cysteine-type endopeptidase activity. The record is from RefSeq and is a predicted model, not a curated record. NCBI's taxonomy places the organism in Eukaryota, Metazoa, Chordata, Amphibia, Anura, Dicroglossidae.